AUGACUGGAGGCAAGUCUGGAGGCAAAGCCAGCGGCAGCAAGAACGCGCAAUCCCGUUCGUCUAAGGCUGGUCUCGCGUUCCCUGUCGGACGUGUUCACCGUUUGCUCCGCAAGGGCAACUACGCUCAGCGUGUUGGUGCUGGCGCACCUGUUUACCUCGCGGCCGUCCUGGAGUAUCUCGCUGCCGAAAUUCUUGAGUUGGCCGGCAAUGCUGCCCGUGAUAACAAGAAGACCCGUAUUAUCCCCCGCCAUCUCCAGCUCGCCAUUCGUAACGAUGAGGAGUUGAACAAGCUGCUUGGUCACGUCACCAUCGCCCAGGGCGGUGUUCUGCCCAACAUCCACCAAAACCUUCUUCCCAAGAAGACCCCUAAGAGCGGAAAGGGUCCUAGCCAGGAGCUGUGA
Aspergillus pseudotamarii is the source of this 402-nucleotide messenger RNA. RefSeq names its product histone H2A. Gene Ontology annotation, cellular component: nucleosome. Bases 1 to 402 code for a protein of 133 amino acids. Gene Ontology annotation, molecular function: protein heterodimerization activity; structural constituent of chromatin; DNA binding. The record is from RefSeq and is a predicted model, not a curated record. Lineage: Eukaryota; Fungi; Ascomycota; Eurotiomycetes; Eurotiales; Aspergillaceae. The transcript has 4 exons.